UGGUGGUUAGUGUCAUACUAUUGGUUAGACAGUUUCCCCUUUAAUGAGGUUGACAGUUAAAACUGUCUCUUACAUUAGGCUGAGUCACACAGAGGAUCCAGCGGUGAAGUGAACAGACACAAACCUACAACUGAGAUAACAGCAGACGUUACAACCGUAGAAGUUACAACAGUAGAAGUUACAACAGUUGAAGUUACAACAGUAGAAGUUAGAACCGUAUAAAUUACAACAGUAGAAGUUACAACAGUAGAAGUUACAAGAGUAGAAGUUACAACAGCAGAAGUUACAACAGUUGAAGUUACGACAGUAGAAGUUAGAACCGUAUAAAUUACAACAGUAGAAGUUACAACAGUAGAAGUUACAAGAGUAGAAGUUACAACAGUAGAAGUUACAACAGUAGAAGUUACAACAGUAGAAGUUACAACAGUAGAAGUUACAACCGUAGAAGUUACUGCAUUUUAGCACAAGUCUGUAAAGAUGUCAGAGGCAAACUAUGACAACAGAGAUGGAUUUAAAGGCAAAGCACCUAAUGAAAUAAAGACCCUGGAUAUUGAUGAUUGUAUAUACAGCAACGAAACACCCAUCAAGCCCUGCAGGAAGGAUGGAGUUGGUGAUCAACCAUCAGAGUGUCCGCAAGGAUGGAAGAAGCUUGGUAGCCGUUGUUACUACAUCUCUACUAAGAAGAACACCUGGGAGAAGAGCAGACAGGACUGCAGAGAUAGAGGAGCAGACCUGGUGAUCAUCAACAGCCAAGACAAACAGACAUUUGUCAAUUGGUUAUGUGGAGUAAAGAAAUAUGUCUGGAUUGGUCUGACUGACUCUGUUACUGAGGGGACCUGGAAAUGGGUGGACGACACACCACUGACCACAACAUAUUGGAACAGUAGAGAGCCUAAUGGUGGUGUAGCUGAGAACUGUGCGUAUUUCUACUCCUGGUCAUCAGACACAGGAGCAUGGUGGGACUCUGGCUGUUCCGAUCAAUACAGAUGGAUCUGUGAGAAAUAGGAUUCUCUGUACUGCUAGAGACCAUUUCAGACAUAUGUUUUAAAUCCUUAAACCCAGACUUGGACCAAACAAAAUAGCGAGUGAUGUGCAACGCUUGCAGUUAACCAUUGAUUCCUUCCAAACCACUCAUUGUUGAAUUUGUCAUUUCCGACUUGUUGUGU
Messenger RNA from Coregonus clupeaformis (lake whitefish), 1166 nucleotides. RefSeq names its product C-type lectin domain family 4 member E. Lineage: Eukaryota; Metazoa; Chordata; Actinopteri; Salmoniformes; Salmonidae. Bases 478 to 1005 code for a protein of 175 amino acids. The record is from RefSeq and is a predicted model, not a curated record. The transcript has 4 exons.